Messenger RNA from Anopheles gambiae (African malaria mosquito), 2137 nucleotides. Its product is annotated as putative mediator of RNA polymerase II transcription subunit 26. The coding region runs from base 271 to 1920 and encodes 549 amino acids. The record is from RefSeq and is a predicted model, not a curated record. Lineage: Eukaryota; Metazoa; Arthropoda; Insecta; Diptera; Culicidae. The transcript is spliced from 4 exons.
CGAUUGCUGCUAGAGCGCCGGGUAAGCAGUAACGGCGAACUGCUAUAGUUCCGUCUCUUUCGCUCUCCUCGGCUGGACAUUACUCGUUUUAGUUAAACUCGACUGGACGUUACUUCCUCUUUCUUCCCAUUUUCUGUGCGGCACGCCACCUAACAAGCUCCUGGGCGCCAUUUUUUGUGUAGCUUCUGUGUGCGGUGUCUAGUGACGCUAAACUUUCCCUAAGUGAUUUACGCAUUUUUUUUGUGCAGUGAUUAAUCAAACGUUUGUGUAAUGGAUUCCAUACCGAAUCAAUCGAACCGUACGAGUAAUGACGAGACGCCAUUACUGCAGUCUUCUGGUAAUGCUGUGGAUGAAGUGCGCCAGCUGCCGGCACAAGAAAAGCCACAUCUGAUGGCAGUGAACAAUGUGCAACAGCAAGUGCCCGGACAUCCGAUGCCAUUGUCCCAUAUCGGGUCAGAUUUGCCGCAAAGGCAGCAGCAACAGGUGAAGAUAGCUGACCUUUCGGAGCUCGCUGAUUCUACCCCGAAUACAGGGCUUCCGGGAGGAAAGCAACCGAAUCCGUUCGGUGCGAUCGGUACUCCCUGUCCGCCGCAGCAGCGCCAUCUACCGAGACCGUGGCAGUUUGUCAAGAUGGACGUAGUUCUUCAAUUGCCCAACGGGACCCAUACACAAGUUACUGUUUUGCCGCUGCAACAAGUGUGUAACGAGUAUAUAAUGUACGCGAAUUGCCAUAUCAACCUUUCCAACCAAAUGCCGCCGCCACAACAGCAGCACUACCAUCAACAGCAACAUAAGCAGGAAAUGCCGCAACCACAACAGCUGCACUACCAUAAACAUAUGCAUCAACUGGCGCAGCUGCAUCAACACUAUCAACAGCAACAUCAGCUGCAAAUGCCGCAGCCGCAACAGCAACAUCAGCAGCAAAUGCCGCAGCCGCAACAGCAAUAUCAGCAGCAAAUGCCGCAGCCGCAACAGCAACACUGCCAUCAACAGCAACAUCAGCUGCAAAUGCCGCAGGAGCAACAGCAACAUCAGCAGCAAAUGCCGCAGGAGCAGCAGCAACAUCAGCAGCAAAUGCCGCAACCGCAGCCGCAACAGCAACACUGCCAUCAACAGCAAAAUCAGCUGCAAAUGCCGCAGGAGCAACAGCAACAUCAGCAGCAAAUGCCGCAACAGCAACAUCAGCUGCAAAUGCCGCAGCCGCAACAGCAACACUGCCAUCAACAGCAACAUCAGCUGCAAAUGCCGCAGGAGCAGCAGCAACAUCAGCAGCAAAUGCCGCAACCGCAACAGCAACAUCAGCAGCAAAUGCCGCAGCAGCAACAGCAGUGCUACAAUCAACAGCAACAUCAGCAGCAACAGCAGCACUACAUUCAACUGCAAUAUCACCAGCAAAUGCCACAGCCACAACAGCAACAUCAGCAGCAAAAGCCGCAACCGCAGCCGCAACAGCAAAUGCAGCAAAUGCCGCAGCCACAACAGCAACAUCAGCAGCAAAUGCCGCAGCAGCACUCCAUUCAACAGCAUUACCAGCAGCCACUGCCGCAGCAGCACCAUCAUCAACAGCAACACCAGCAGCCACUGCCGCAACAGCACACCAUUCAACAGCAUCACCAGCAGCCACUGCCGCAGCACCACCACCAUCAAGAGCAACGCCAGCAGCUACUGCCGCAACAGCAGCCACUGCCGCAACAACAGCCACUGCCGCAACAGCAGCCACUGCCGCAACAGCAGCCACUGCCGCAACAGCAGCACUACCAUCAACAACAACACCAGCAGCAAAUAGACCAAAGGAAGCCAAAACUACAACUAAAUGAUUCGGGGCAGUGGUGCACAUCGAGUGCUUGUCGUGGAUGGCCGCCCGUGCGUGUAAUCCUUAACAACAAUGGUCAAUCAAUGUCAAUGGCGUUUAAUUGUUGAUUACCAUGAAAUCCUACUGAUGAUGGUGAAGUUCGCUGCUGCACUUAAACUAAUUUUCUUUAUUUUGAGCUAGUUUGUUUUGUACUUUUACCGUCUUAUUUUUAUCUCUGAUGCUUAAACCUAACUAUUUAUGUUACGUUUAUGUUACAUUUGCUUGAACUUUCUGCACCAUUAAUUACUAACAUUAUCGUUCAACAUGCGCAACCUACAAAUUCAC